AUUCUGUCACUGUGUGAGUUCAGGAAAAUGGCUGAGGCAAGUGUUUCAGUAGAUCAGCUUUCAGUGGAUCAGUUCAGCUGUUCAGUGUGUCUGGAUCUCCUGAAGGAUCCGGUGACUCUCUCUUGUGGUCACAGUUUCUGUAAGGUGUGUAUUAAUGACUGCUGGGAUCAGGAGGAUCAGAAGGACUUCUACAGCUGUCCUCAGUGCAGAGACACUUUCACUACAAGGCCUGUUCUACGCAGAAACAACAUAAUGGCUGAAGUGGUGGAGAAACUGAAGAAGACUGAAGUCCAAGCUGCUUCUCGUUCUCACUGUUACGCUGGUCCUGGAGAUGUGGAGUGUGAGUUCUGCACCGGGAGAAAACACAAAGCCGUCAAGUCCUGUCUGGUGUGUUUGGCUUCGUUUUGUGAAACUCAUCUCAAACCUCACUAUCAAGUUCCUGGAUUAAAAAAGCACAAGUUAGUCGAAGUCUCUGGAAAUCUACAAGAGAAGAUCUGCUCUGAACAUAAUAAAAUAUUGGAGAUUUUCUGUCGUUCUGACCAAAGCUUCAUCUGUUAUCUGUGUAUGAUGUAUAAACACAAAGGUCAUGACACAGUCACAGCUGCAGCAGAAAGAACUGAAAAACAGAAUGAGUUAAAGAAGGAGCAGAUGAAAUUCCAGCAGAGACUCCAGGAGAAUCAGAAGAAGGUGCAGGAGCUGAAACAGACUGUGAACACUAUAAGGCUCAGUGCAAAGAUAGCAGUGGAGGACAAUGAGAUCAUCUUUACUGAGCUGAUCAGCUUCAUGGAGAAAAAGCGCUCGGAGGUGACGGAGAUGAUCAGAGCUCAGGAGAAGGCUGAACUGAGUCGAGCUGAACGACUCCUGGAGCAACUGGAGCAGGAGAUUGUUGAUCUUCAGAGGAGAGUCACUGAAAUGGAGAAGCUUUCACACACACACGAUGACAUCCACUUCCUACAGGAAAUAAAGCUACAGGAGGAGCAGCUGAAAUUCCAGCAGAGACUCCAGGAGAAGCAGAAGAAGGUGCAGGAGCUGAAACAUUCUGUGAACACUAUAAAGCUCAGUACACAGACAGCAGUGGAGGACAAUGAGAGGAUCUUUACUGAGCUGAUCAGCUUCAUGGAGAAAAAACGCUCGGAGGUGACGGAGAUGAUCAGAGCUCAGGAGAAGGCUGAACUGAGUCGAGCUGAACGACUCCUGGAGCAACUGGAGCAGGAGAUUGAUGAUCUUCAGAGGAGAGUCACUGAGCUGGAGAAGCUUUCACACACACAUGAUCACAUCCAUUUCCUCCAGGAAAUAAAGGCUUUAGUCUCUGGUCGUCACUCUCCUUCAAUUGAUAGACCAGAUUUUCAGUCUGAUCUCUGUGAGCAUUCAUCCAGCAUCACUGUCAAUCAACAUCUCUCAUUUUACAGAGUGAGGAAAUCUAUCUCUGAUCUGAAAAAGAGACUCGAGGAAAUCUGUCAGGAGGAAUUCAUCAAAAUCCCUGAACAUGUUGAGGACGUUCAGAUUUUACCUUUAGAGCUGAACAGCAGAGACGAGUUUCUGAAAUUUGAGGAUGUUCAGACUUUACUCUUAGAGCCAAACAGCAGAGACGAGUUUCUAAAAUAUUUCUGUGAUCUGACUCUGGAUCCCAACACAGUAAAUCAUCACCUCAUUCUGUCUGAGGAGAACAGAGCAGUUACGUACAGUGAGACGAUGGAGCGAUACUCUGAUCAUCCAGAGAGAUUUGACUACUACAGUCAGGUUCUGAGUAAGGAGAGUGUGUGUGGACGCUGUUACUGGGAGGUGGAGUGGAGCAGUCAGAGAUGCGUGUUAAUAUCAGUCUCAUAUAAAGACAUCAGCAGGAAAGGUCGGGGUAUUGAGUGCUGGUUUGGAGGCAACAGUCAGUCCUGGAGUCUGGAAUGUUCUCCUUCUUCUCUCUCAUUCUGGCACAACAACAUUAAGACUGAUCUCAGCGUUCCAUCAUCCUCCAGAAUAGGAGUGUAUGUGGAUCACAGUGCAGGAACUCUGUCCUUCUACAGCGUCUCUGACACCAUGAAGCUCCUCCACAGAGUUCACACCACAUUCACUCAGCCUCUAUACGCUGGGUUCUGGCUCUACUGGGAUGUUUUGUGUAAAUCAGAUUCAACUGUGAGGUUGUGUGAUCGAAUAAAAUAAUAGGUUUGUGGUGUUUUAUGGUCAAUAAUUUAUCAUUAAAUAAACUCCAUGAACUUUUCCUCAUUGAUCUUUAACAGUGAAAAACAUCAACCUAAAAUCACACAAAACACUGAACUUUAAAACACUGAGUUUUGUCUUGUUUUCAAAUCAUAAAUUACUUAUAAAAGAAAUGAAACUGUAAGUUCUGAUCAUAUUGAUAAAGAUUUAUAUUAAAGUUCUACUGAUUACUGAAAUUAUUGUAGCAGAAUGUCUGAAG
Molecule: messenger RNA, 2410 nt
Organism: Tachysurus vachellii
Lineage: Eukaryota; Metazoa; Chordata; Actinopteri; Siluriformes; Bagridae
Product: tripartite motif-containing protein 16-like
Exons: 9
Coding region: 28-2154 (708 amino acids)
Molecular function (GO): protein binding; zinc ion binding
Source: RefSeq, a predicted model, not a curated record